Molecule: messenger RNA, 1279 nt
Organism: Chelonus insularis
Lineage: Eukaryota; Metazoa; Arthropoda; Insecta; Hymenoptera; Braconidae
Exons: 4
Coding region: 97-1203 (368 amino acids)
Source: RefSeq, a predicted model, not a curated record
AGAAUUUAAUUAUUUUUGUAAAAUUAAUUGCAAGUAAAAUUAAACUUAAAACAUUAUUGCCGUAAAUACUGAUUUUUACAAAACAUAGUCAUAACAAUGAAUAACACUGAAAAAGUACUUAUAUUAUUAUGCAAGCAAAUUCAUCUAUGCACCAAUGUGAUUAUCACAAUUGAUGAUUUAAAUUCACUUAAAUCUAGUAACGCAACAUUAGAUACUGUAGAAAAUUUUUGGACGAUUUUGAAUAUUUUAAGUCAACAUGCAGUUCAAGAAAAAAAUUCUACUGUUAAUUUCAAUAUUUAUGAUAAAGUCACUGCUACAAAAUUAUAUUUUGGCUAUUUAAAGUAUUCUGAUAUUGAAUUUUUUUCUUUGUCAGCAAACAAUAAUAAAAAUUCAGUGUUAUUGUUAAUAGCGUUUUCUUGGUUACUUGUUCGACAUAAUGUUAUAGAUUCAUUAAUCAAAGAUAAAAUUGUUAAGCAAACUUUUAAUGAUGAACUUAUUAGUAAAAAUAAUCAUCCAGUCUACGAACAAAAUGAUAGUAAGAUACAAAAUAAUCAAUCACCAUCAGACAAAAUUAAUGAAUCUAAUGUGAUUAUAAGAAAAAUGAUGCAAAUUAAUUAUAAUUUAAAAGAUAUAACUGAAUUGAUAAACGAAAAGUGUCGUUUGCUAAAGAAAAUUCAUUGUGAAACGUCCAAUAUUUUCAAUCUCUCUCAUUUAAGUUUGUCAGAAUUGAUCUUAAUGAAAAAUUAUUACAAAAUAAAUCGAAAAUAUUGUAAGGCAGAUUUACAGUAUAUAGAAAAGUUGAAUAAUACUACAUUGUUGAUUGAUUUAUAUGAAAAAUGGAGUAAAAAUAAUCACAUCUUCUUGAAAUGGAUGAUUAAUAUUAUUGAAGAGUGCAAAAGUAAGAGUACAAUAGCCAUUGAUAAUGAAGAGUUAUUUAAAUACAUUUCAACAGUACGAUAUUUGAACGGAAAUAAAAUUUACUCACUUGAAACAAAUAAUAUUAUCAAUAAUAAUAUAUUUAACAAUUUAAUAUUGUCAAAUUCUUGUCAAACUUCUAGAAUUAAAUCGUUUACUAAACAAUUGAAUCCUAAAAUUUUCCAAGAAUUGACAAAAACACAAAUAGAGCUAUCAAAAAAAAUAGAAAGGAUUGAUACAAGUAUGCAGACUAUCAUAAACUCUGUUCCUCAUUGUAUACAAAUAUAAUAUGUUAGAUUUUUAUUAACUAAAUAUAGUCUUUUGCAGUGUGAAUUAUAAGAUUAGUAGCGCUGUUUAUAUUAAG